GAAUUGUCCGCUGCCUUCCCCAAGCCUCCGCCAUCUUAGAAGAGACAAGUUAGGACUCUGGAGGCGACGGGAGGAGAGACCGCCGAGAAUUGAGGGGCCAGAGAACAAGGUCAAAAUGCCCGUUCGGGGGAACACAUUUAAAAUAUUUGUAGGGAAUUUAAGUGACCGAGCCACUGGGCAAGACAUUAGGGAAUUAUUUGAACAACAUGGCACAGUUGUAGAAGCAGAUGUCGUGAAGAAUUAUGGCUUUGUACACAUGGAAAAGGAGGAGGAAGGCCAGGCUGCGAUUGAAGCGUUAAAUGGCCACUCCCUACAUGGAAAGCCUAUGGUUGUUGAAGCUUCCACUGGGGCGAGAAAAGGCGGCAACCAGAAAACCAAGAUCUUUGUAGGCAAUUUGCACAAGGACACAAAACUGGAAGAGUUGAAGAGUCUAUUUGAGGUGUAUGGCUCCGUGGUCGAAUCUGACAUUCUCACUAACUAUGCAUUUAUUCACAUGGAUGAUGAGGCUCAAGCCCAAAGAGCCAUCCGGGAACUGGACGGAUAUGAGUUACACGGUCUGCGGCUGCGAGUUCAGGAAUCCACCUCUCGAGUAAGACAACAGGCCGGCAUGGGUAAUCCAGACAUGUGUUACCGUUGUGGCUCUGGAGGUCAUUGGUCAAAGGAGUGCCCUCGGGACGGACGCAUGGGAGGCUCUCGUACCCUGACGUGAGAGAGGGGGAGAAACUAUGGCAGCCGCUAUGACCCAUAUCCCCCACCACCCCCUCCAAGCUACGCCAGAGAACGCAUGAUGAGAUACAGGGAUGAUUUUGACAGGUAUGAUCGCUAUGACCGUUACUAUGAUGAGGGUAUGUAUGAACGCAGAUAUGGGGAUCAUCCUCCCCCACCCCCUCCAAUGCUUGAUGACAUCUAUGAGCGACGUCUUCCUCCCCUUCCUCCUCACCCAGACUACCUGCGCUAUGGCCGUCGCUCUCCACCUCCUCGUUACCCACCACCGCCACCACCUCCAAUGCGUGGGCGACUUCAGGUGUGACAGUUUUCGAGAUUCAAGGCAUAUAAAUCUUACAUCACACUUAGGUAAGGUUGGUAAGUUGGACUGCUAGUGACAUUAACCUAAAAACUUCUGAAGAUUUAUGUUUAUGAACAUUAGGUAGGAAUAUGGAUGUACUUUCUAUAAAUCAUGUCUUGAUGAGGUUAAGAUUUGAUUUAGUAAUCUUUAAAUUUUUAGAUGUCAUAGGAUAAUGUACCAUAUAUUUGAGGCUUGCCAUACUACCAUUUGAUCUUAAUUAGAUUUAAUGUGAUCAUUCAAAGUAGAAAUUCAGAAAAAAUUACUCUUGGCAUAGGAAUUAUUUAAAAUUUAGUCACAGGUAGGAGUUGCCAAUGACAAUCCAAAUUGAUGUUACUGUUUUUCUGUUUUAAAGGGCAUACUGAUCACUUUUAUGAAUGGCAUGUAAACACUAGCCAGUCAUCAACAUUUUGUUUAUCCAUUUUGGUGCCGUUGUGUCAGGAAGUCAUAGUUAUACAAAUAAGUUCAUAAUCUCUACAUCAUCUUGAUCCAUACUUUAGAAAUGUAGUGAAUGUUGAGGUGUACAGAAGAAUGUGCAAAGGUAAAUUUUGAAAGGCUAGCACAUAACUAUUGGAAUAUAUUGAUAACAAGGUAUUGAUUAUUAGCAAUGAGAUUCUAACUUUAAAAAUGUAGGAAGUUAAAUUAUGGGAGUUUGUCCAUAUAUCCUCUAGCAUCAUUGAUUAUAGACAGCAAUGCCAGUUUCCUCAUUUGUAGUAAAGAUUUAGAUCUAUUUUGACUUUUGAUAUAGUUUAUUCAUUCAUGCUUUUGUUAUUAACCACAGGUCCAUUGAUUUUACUU
This is a messenger RNA of Penaeus vannamei (Pacific white shrimp), 1861 nucleotides long. It is a transcript of the gene lark, whose product is annotated as RNA-binding protein lark. Lineage: Eukaryota; Metazoa; Arthropoda; Malacostraca; Decapoda; Penaeidae. Gene Ontology annotation, cellular component: nucleus. The record is from RefSeq and is a predicted model, not a curated record. Gene Ontology annotation, molecular function: zinc ion binding; mRNA binding.